UACCACCCCAUCAAGGCCCAACACACGGCUUUUUUCCCUGAUUUACUGGGGCUCCCAAAUCGCCAUUUGUUCGCAUCCAUUCAUACAUGUUGCACAUCUUUCCAAAUUGUCACAGUCACUCUCCCACCGUUUGUGCCUUCAAAUUGGGAUCCUCGCGCACAUCGUCCUCCCACACCAAACCCAAGACGCAACUCCACACGAGGUUAUGUAAACACCACCGUGGAAACAGGCAAGACUGGGUUGGAACAACAUCAAGCGCAUUAUGAGCGUCACUAUGGAUCAGGGCGCUGACGCUUUGCUGCAAGCUGCCCAUGCAGCAGCUUCCCUGGAAGACGAGCUGAGCGUCGUGGACGAAGAUGGAUCCAGCAGUUUGAGCGAAAUUGAGGACAAAGAUGCCGAUCAAGACGACGACGGCGAGGGUUCAGAUGAGCUGAGCAACAUGUCCGAGGAGGAGAAUGAUUCGGAAGCAGAGACAGAACGUAUCGAGGAAUCCCCACACAAAUUCCGGGCGCAGAAAGACGUGGUUCUGAGCUCUCGCAAUGACGACCACGGGUACGAACGAACCCCAAGCAAGCUUCACAAGGAUUUCACGGCAGAUGACGACGACGACGACGACGGACCAUUGUCUGACGCCGAUGUCUCCAUGGGCGAGUCCCCUGGAUCACCAAAGAGUUCUGCGCACGAAGAUGCUGAGCCCGGACACACAACUGGGCCGACUUCCUUGGAAGACUCGUCGACCGAGAAUAAGACCUCAUACUCUACAGUGGAGUCCGACACUCGGAAACGGAAAAGGUCCAUAAUGGCGGGUAGCGGACUCGAAGAAGAGAUUGGGGAACCUGUGCGCAAGCGUACAGGCUCUAUCAUGACACCUGGGGAUGAAUAUGCGAUCGAAGAAGACAUCCCACAAGAAGAAGACCCGGACGCACUAAAUCCCACAAGCGGAAAUAUAUCUGGGGACGAUGGCGGGGUAACCCACGAAGAAGAGGUGGUCGAAGAGGCCGAGGAGCACACAGCAGUAGACGAAGAAGCUGUUGAAACAGUCGACGUACCUAUUUCUCCAAGGAAAAGAGGCCGGAAAAAGAAGAAGGGCACUGAGAACGGGGUGAACAAUCAUGUGGAGGACUUGGGACAUCUGCCGGACCCAGAGGCAACUAAAAAUGACGAAGGCGCUCGGCAGGCAGAUGAGGACAACGCCGAUAAUGAAGGGGACGACGAAGCCGAGGCAGCUCAGAGAAAUGAGGAAGAGCGUAAGUUCUGUCAUUCUAACUAUGAGGCGCAACUAACGAAAGUAGUCGAAAAGAAGCGCAUCGCGCUCGAUCAGUUGACUUCGAUAGAGCGUCAGUUCUCCACUUUUAGAGACAGGUAAGGAUUUUCGGUGUAAACAGAGCUUCAAAUGCUAACUUUACGUUAGACUGCAUGAAGAACGACUCGAGCAAUUGAAUCGCGAAGAUGCAAUGCUUCGUCAAGACCCUCCAACGCAUCCAGAAUAUUUAGCGAUGAUGCGCUGUGUUGACGCCCGACGAGACGAGAGGAUCCGAAUUGCAAAUACUUUGCGAGAUUAUCAAAUAGAGUCCUUGAAACGAUCUGCCGUCUCACACAGGAGCCAAAUUCUCUCACAAUACCAGCAGGAGGUUCGAGAAAUUCGAGAAAAGAAGCAGGAACUACUUGGAAAGCAGUGGUAUGAGAUACAGCAUGACAGAAGGAAUCAUGUAGGAAGCAUUCCAGAUUAUACCUUGAAGUUUCCUACACGCAGGUCGCAGCAAGUCAUGAACCAAGUAGCAUACAGCAACGAGGUUUCUCUCCUAUCUGGGAUUGCCAAAUAUGUCGGAUUCCCUGCAGCUCCAAUGAUGGCACCAGCAACCAUGAGCGAACUCGAAGAGGAUCUUGAGAAAAUGGGGGUAAGUUUGUGCGCUCCUAGACUUGGGCUAUGGGUACUGACCUGAGAAUAGCGCACACGACACGCCCAACAAGUUCACCAAGGCGGAAUUCCUCUCCAAGAGUUGGCUGCCCUACGUACAGCAGGCUCAAGCUCACGUUUUAAGCCUGCCGAAGAACAAUUCAUCGAACAGACGCCUUGGGCUAACCCACAACAUCCCUCCCACGCCCAUCUGCUUCAAAGGCAAACUUCAGCCCAACAGGUGCCCCGAACAACAAGCCCCUUUUCUUCUCAGCCUCAAAGUGCCCCCGGGAGGCACUCGCACCAGCAAGGAGCAGGCGUUCCGAUCUCUGGUACUUUUUCAAGCUCAAAUUCAUCGUUACUCCAACAUUCGAAAAGCCUUGCUAUGUCUGGCGGUCUAAUAUCACCUCACAAUCCUUUUAACUCUAGCCAUUCUCAUACCAUUGUUCCAUCACCGCUGGGAAGCCGACAAGCAUCACCACAGCUACCACAUUUAAAUCGAGCGCCCCAAGCCGUGCCUAGCAAGGCUCAGCAGGACGAACCCAAAAGCAACGGUAUACAACAUUCCCCAACAAAUGGGUUAACGGAAAUACCUCGUGACUUUCCACCGGAAGUUAGGCGCGAGCAAGCGGCUGCCAUCAUGGGCCGUAUUUAAUUGGAAUUUUAUAUGAAUAUCACGAUGGACACAUGGUGAAGGCGUUAUUGUUUUAGUUCAAUGAAGGCAUAUCGGAGUAUCGGGGCUGGCGAAAUACGGGACAGAAUUAGAAAGACACAACUCAAAUGGUCG
Hymenoscyphus albidus is the source of this 2684-nucleotide messenger RNA. The record is from the annotation of a GenBank genome assembly. Lineage: Eukaryota; Fungi; Ascomycota; Leotiomycetes; Helotiales; Helotiaceae.